AACGUGUGGUGUCACAAAAAAGAAACCAAAAUAUUACACAGAUUUACAAAAUUAGUCAGUCAGUUGCCAUUUAAACACACCCCGUCUCUCUAAAUAAAUACAGGCUCUUCGCUCCAUUUGUGCCAUCCUUUGAUCUCAACAAUUUCCCUCCCUUUUCCAAUUACUCAAUCAAUAAGAUAAAGUUAGGACACAGCUUAAUACGCACCCAUGGGAACUGUCGUUGAUGCUGUAAACAAGGAAGCAAAUGGAAGCGUACCAACUGACAAGAAAGUUACAGUUGUUUUUGUUCUAGGUGGCCCUGGCAGUGGUAAGGGAACUCAGUGUGCAAAUAUUGUAGAACACUUUGGAUACACCCAUCUCAGUGCUGGUGAUCUUCUCCGUGCAGAAAUAAAAUCUGGUUCUGAAAAUGGGACAAUGAUACAGAACAUGAUUAAGGAGGGAAAAAUUGUACCAUCAGAGGUGACAAUUAAGCUACUCCAACGAGCAAUGCUGGAAAAUGGAAAUGACAAAUUUCUUAUAGAUGGCUUCCCUCGUAAUGAGGAGAACCGUGCUAACUUCGAGUCUGUUACUGGAAUUGAGCCAGAAUUUGUGCUUUUCUUUGAUUGUUCAGAAGAAGAAAUGGAGAAACGCCUGUUGAACAGGAACCAGGGUAGAGAGGACGAUAACAUUGAGACAAUAAGGAAGCGAUUUAAGGUUUACAUGGAAUCCAGUCUUCCUGUGAUUGAAUAUUACAACUCCAAAGGGAAGGUUCGAAAGAUUGACGCUGCACAGCCCAUUGAAAAAGUUUUUGAGGCAGUCAAAGCUGUUUUUAUCCCAUUAACAGACAAGGUUGCUGCUUAAAGAUUCAAGCCUUAUCCAAACUAUCACACCAGAUUUGUGUCUAGAUGGUUUAAUAUUUUGAUCGGAAUAUCAGGAGUUGAUUUACUUUAUCAGUUGUUUACAUAGAAAAUUCACAUAUUAUUUUUGCUUCGAUUAUUUUGGGAACCGGAAAAUUAACUGUUGAGGAUGUUGCCUCUGUGUUUAUUAUAUGAGUGACUUCUAAUAAAAUUAAGUACUUUUAUAGUAAAUUUCCCUCCCUCAUGUGGCUCCUGA
Molecule: messenger RNA, 1092 nt
Organism: Olea europaea var. sylvestris
Lineage: Eukaryota; Viridiplantae; Streptophyta; Magnoliopsida; Lamiales; Oleaceae
Product: UMP-CMP kinase 3
Exons: 10
Coding region: 208-840 (210 amino acids)
Biological process (GO): UDP biosynthetic process; 'de novo' pyrimidine nucleobase biosynthetic process; CDP biosynthetic process
Cellular component (GO): nucleus; cytoplasm
Molecular function (GO): ATP binding; UMP kinase activity
Source: RefSeq, a predicted model, not a curated record